Coffea arabica (coffee) is the source of this 1994-nucleotide messenger RNA. The record is from RefSeq and is a predicted model, not a curated record. Lineage: Eukaryota; Viridiplantae; Streptophyta; Magnoliopsida; Gentianales; Rubiaceae.
UCAAACUUUCCUUUACUUUCAGCAGUUCACUGUUCUGAAACCCUGAACCCUGAUUCCCCCUAAAUUGAAUUCCUACUAAAACAAUGAAAGAAAUGUCUUUUUGAUUAAACCCAAACAAAAAAAAAAAAACACAUUUCAUCAAUGGCAAUUUCUACUGCUUUCGGAUAUUCUUGUCGCCCUUAUAUCUCCCUCCGCUGUCCUCUCCGCCUUUGCCUUCAUCAAGUACGUUUGAGCUGUGCAGCAGCAAUGGAGACAAUUGAUGAGGCAGAAAACCAGAGAAAUAGUGAAAGGAUUGGUGGAGAUGGUCAGAAGGCAUCCCAAUGGAAAAAGUUGAAUUCUGCGGACCUCGGAAUUCGUAGUUCGAUGAUUCCAAGGACAACGAGGGCGGUUCUUAAUGGUCUCAAAAGAAAAGGAUUUGAAGUUUACCUCGUGGGAGGUUGUGUAAGGGAUCUUAUAUUGAGAAAAACUCCAAAGGAUUUCGAUAUCAUUACUUCAGCUGAACUUAAAGAGGUGAUGAGAACAUUUUCACGAUGUGAAAUAAUUGGGAAACGUUUUCCUAUCUGCCAUGUUCAUAUUGGUGACAAUAUUGUAGAGGUUUCAAGCUUUAGCACUUGUGGAAGAAAUUCUAGAAGGGACUUCAGUUUGGUUUUUGAAAAGCCUGUCGGAUGUAACGAGAAAGACUACAUUCGCUGGAGAAAUUGCUUGAAAAGAGACUUCACAAUAAACGGAUUGAUGUUUGACCCUUAUGCAAAGUUGAUAUAUGACUAUAUUGGAGGAGUGGAAGACAUUAGGAAAGCUAAAGUGCGAACUAUCAUUCCUGCUAGUUUUUCUCUGACUGAAGAUUGUGCUCGCAUUCUCCGUGCUAUUAGAAUUGGUGCACGUUUACAAUUUCGAUUUGCAAAGGACACGGCUCUUUCUGUUAAAAAGUUGACUUCUUCAAUUCUAAGGCUGGACAGGGGAAGGCUCCUUAUGGAGAUGAACUACAUGUUAGCUUAUGGUUCUGCAGAAUCAUCGUUAAGGUUAUUAUGGAGAUUCGGCCUUUUGGAAAUUCUUUUACCAAUACAGGCAGCCUAUUUUGUCGAUAGUGGAUUCCGUAGACGCGACAAGAGGUCCAACAUGCUUUUGUCUAUAUUUUCCAGCCUGGAUAAAUGUUUGGCACCAGACAGGCCUUGUCACAGUAGUUUAUGGGUUGCAUUAUUAGUAUUCCACAGAGCACUGUUUGAUCACCCAAGUGACCCUUCAGUAGUUGCCGCAUUCUGCCUUGCUGUUAACAAUGGGGGAGAUUUGUCUGAAGCAUCAGAUAUUGCAAAAAGGAUCACAAGACGGCAUGAUACCAAUUUCGUUGAAUUAUUAGAACCUCAGGAUCUUGACUUCGAUUCAUUAGUAGCAGAAGUUAAGCAUUUGGCUGCUUUAGUUCAGGACACGCUUGCUAAUAUGACCGACGAAUACUCUGUUUCGCGGGCAAUGGCUCAAUAUCCCAAGGCACCAUAUUCAGAUAUUGUAAGCAGUAAAUCCUCGUUUUUCUCCCUCAAGCAUAUGAUGUCUGUCUUCUUUGCUGAGUGGAAGCUUGUCUACGAGUUUCAUGUGGGUUUGAAUGGUGAUUUGGGAGUCUUAGAUGCUUCACUGAAGUCAAUAUUGUAAAUCAAUGUGUUUUUAAGUCUGCUCUGCACGGGCAUGAUCUGGUAUUUAUCCCAUUAGCUCUAUAUCUAAAGGUGUGCAAGAUUUUUGAAUGUGUUCGAGCUGGAAAAGAGAGGGGAUUUGUGCCAAAGCAAGGAAGCAAGAUUCAUCAUGAGUUGUUGGCUUUGGGAAGCCUACAAGAAGUUCGUCAUGUCUUCGCACGAGUUGUUUUUGAUGCCUUGUACCCUAUAGACCUCAAACAGUAGUAGUUGCAUAUUAGACGACAGAAAACCUAAAGAUUGGUUUUGCUCUUAUUCUCUCCCAUAGCUGGAAAGGCAAAGUUUUGCCCCGAGGAAUGAAAAAAAAAAAAAAAAAAA